GCUGGUACUUCCGGUCUUGACACAUGCAGACAUGACAACAACCAUGACUAGUGUAAAUGACUGGGGUGGUAGGAUGGAAGGUCAUUUCCGGUUCCAAAUAACAGAGGAACUUAAUGGAUGGGAAUGCUUUAUCACGUUCUCCAGUCCAAUUACAAAGAUAAAUCAAUGGAUGGGCGACGAGAUUGAACAUUCAACUGAUAACUCGGUUCAUAUACUGGUUAAUCGAAGACAUACUGGUGUGAAGAAGAUAGGGGACACGUUGGAUAUCACUGUCCAGCUUGAAUACAGUGGAACAAAACCAACAGGAACAGCAGUCCUGAAAAAUCUGGGAGUUGAUACAUUCACUGUUCCCCCAUUACCAAAUAAUGAUGGUACAAAGUAUAAUUAUGAUGAAGUCCUCGAAAAGUCAAUAUUAUUUUACGCGGCGCAAAGGUCUGGCAAACUUCCGGCAGAUAACCCUAUACCAUGGCGAAAUGAUUCUGCUCUGCUUGACAAAGGACAAAAUGGUGAAGAUUUAACCGGUGGAUGGUAUGAUGCUGGAGACAAUGUAAAAUUUGGGUUCCCGAUGUCUGCUACUGUAACAAUACUUGCAUGGGGACUUCUGGAGUUCAAGGACGCCUAUUUCGCAAGUGAGGAGCUAGGAGAGAUGUACGACUGUAUAAGGUGGCCAUUAGAAUGGAUGCUAAAAUGCCACACAGGGAAAAAUGAACUUUAUGUCCAGGUUGGUGAUGGUGGAAAAGAUCAUGCAUUUUGGGGAAGACCGGAAGACAUGCAAAUGGAUAGGCCCGCAUUCAAAAUAACUGAAACUAAUCCAGGAAGUGACGUAGCAGCAGAAUAUGCUGCUGCAAUGGCUGUGGGAUCUAUGGUGUUUAAAGAAAAGGAUCCAGUAUUUUCAGCUAAGCUAUUGGCUCAUGCAAAACAGUUAUACGAUUUUGCAAAGACGUAUAAAGGUAUUUACAGCACAAGUGUUCCCGAGGCAGCCGCUUAUUACAGAUCGGUUAUGUAUGAAGAUGAACUAUCAUGGGGAGGAGCCUGGCUGUACAUGGCAACCAAUGAUUCUCAAUACCUGGACGAUGCCGAGAAAAAUUAUCAGACAGGAGCGGCUUGGGGACAAUCGUGGGAUGAUAAAAAUACAGGAAAUAUGAUUUUACUGUAUAACAUAACAAAGAAAGACAUCUACAAACAGGACUUAGAGCAGACUUUCAAGAACUGGAUGCCGGGUGGAACCGGUGGUGAUGCUUUACCUUACACCCCAAAAGGACUGGCUUUCAGACUACAGUGGGGAUCCCUUAGAUAUGCUUCUAAUAUGGCAUUUAUGGCUUUACUUGCGGCUGAAGUUGGUAUGCAUCCUACAGAAUACCGAAAAUGGGCUAAAAGUCAGAUCGGAUACGCCCUUGGAGACACAGGAAGAAGUUUUGUAGUAGGCUUCGGUGUUAAUCCUCCAUCAAGGCCUCACCACAGAGGAAGCUCGUGUCCAAUGAUGCCCGGGCCAUGUUCUGACCUAAACAAGCAGGCAGAUGCCCCAAAUCCCCACACUUUAUUUGGUGCCUUGGUUGGUGGUCCUGGACAAAGUGAUCAAUAUAGAGAUGACAGAAAUAAUUACAUAAAUAAUGAAGUGGCAUGUGACUAUAAUGCUGGAUUCCAAAGUGCAGUAGCAGGUUUGAAGUCACUGCAUCUUCGUAAUAUAUUGGACAGGUAGCCGUUCAACAUACACCCUUUAUAGAUAUCAGAAUAAACAUUUAAAGAACGAG
Messenger RNA from Mytilus californianus (California mussel), 1751 nucleotides. RefSeq names its product endoglucanase G-like. Gene Ontology annotation, molecular function: hydrolase activity, hydrolyzing O-glycosyl compounds. The transcript is spliced from 11 exons. The coding region runs from base 32 to 1699 and encodes 555 amino acids. Lineage: Eukaryota; Metazoa; Mollusca; Bivalvia; Mytilida; Mytilidae. Gene Ontology annotation, biological process: carbohydrate metabolic process. The record is from RefSeq and is a predicted model, not a curated record.